GAUGGCGCAGGUCCACGCAAUGGCCAGAAUGCUGCUGCAUGUUCCCCAGGGAGACGUUGAGGAUGCGUCCGAGUUGGUACGUCUGGCGUGUGUGGAGAGAGAUAUCGCCAUGGACGAAGCUGCGUCGUCGAUUGUCUCGUUAAGGCGAGCCAACGACGAGUGCGAGAGGUUGCGCCAAGUGGUGAAUCGUCUCAAGUUGAAGAAGCCAGUUGCAACACCCUCCCAUAAGGCCACCGGCCACCACACAAACCUCCUGCUGAACUUGGAUUUUAUACUGAGCGUUUUUCGAAACAAAUUGGGCCUGGACAUUCACGUGUUGGAUCUCAAGCGACACGUCCUCGACCAGACCAGUUCCGUGUCUACCCGCCACACCGUCAUGUUUAAGAGCACUUUGGACGAGCUUCGCGACGUGUACGCUGCGCUAUCUGCAGCCCAAGUCAAAAUAAACCAGCUUGAGACUGACCUCUCCAUCAUGCACUACUCACCUGUUGUGAAUCCCACUGACCAGACCGGCGUGUUGGACAAUCAAGUGCAGGCAACAUACCAUAAAACUCUGCACGAUACGCGUGCUAUUACCAUGGCGGAAUGGGAAGCCAAAGUUACGGCGCUGACGCGACGGAAUGCAGAGCUAGAAGAAACGAUUCAGUCCAUGCAACUAGCUCAAGUGCGGCAUCAAACGACCAUGGACGCCCUGACGACAGAUCGGGACGCGCUGGUAGCCCAACUGAACACGACAGCAGCUGCCGUAGCAGAUUUGAAGAUGGAAAAUCACCAAAUUCACGUGCAGGCCAUACAACGCAAACAUGACCACGUACGGCAAUCGCUCAAUAGUUUGAACGCAGAGUGGGCUCACCGGUAUAAUGACAAGUCGCAAGCUGUGGAUGAAACGAUGCAAACAGACGAACUUGAGGAUACCGCCAGCGUCGAGUGGCUGCAGGACAUGCUGGAGCACGAGCGCGCCACGACCAUCCAUUGUCGCAAUGAACUUGAUAAAGCCCAGGCAGCUGCCGAAACAGCCGAUAACGAACAUGUGAACGCCAUCAAGCAACGGUCUGAAGCAAGCCAAACGCUUGUGAGUUCGCUGGAACUGGCAGUGGACGGCUGGAAGGCCAAGUGCUCGUCAUUGGAAUUAAAAUGCAACGAGCUAGAAGCAGGGGGAAAUGCGUUGGCAAAGCAAGUGGUGCGACCAGAAUAUGCAGACCAUUGUGACGAUGUGAUAUACGUGGGUAUUUAUUUAUAUAGGCGCAGGCGAGAAUGCUAGAGGAAGCCUGUAGGGACCUUCAAAAUCAAGUCGUAGCGCUCACGUCAACCAACCACGAGCACAAGACCGCCGCCGACGUCCUUGGUGCCCAUUUAGCCAUGCAUGUUCGACACUGGAAGCGCCAUCAGGGGACAGUCGCGUCGUAGCUGCCACCAACCGAAAAAUAUACUUCUUGGCAUACUUGGCAGGUCUCAUGCAUAUAGUUGUACACGAUAAUAUAUGCGAC
This is a messenger RNA of Aphanomyces astaci, 1487 nucleotides long. RefSeq lists its product as hypothetical. The transcript is spliced from 5 exons. The annotation marks the transcript as partial. NCBI's taxonomy places the organism in Eukaryota, Oomycota, Saprolegniomycetes, Saprolegniales, Verrucalvaceae. The record is from RefSeq and is a predicted model, not a curated record.